AAAAGCCUAGAGCACUCACUGGAGACUUUCCAAGGAGCUACUCGCACCUCCCAAAUGUAUAAUCCUGUUCCAAAGGUAAAGCAUAGAAAGAACAAAGCUACUCAGGACGGAGGACGCACAGGCAAACGCAGAAGGUUUGCAUCUAAUGGCUUCCAGGCUCCGGCUGUUACUCUCCCACCCCUUCCUGCAGUCUACUCCCCUACGAUUCUCCCCAUUACUCCGUAUUCUCAACCAAUCACAUACAUUGCAUUUCGCUAUGGUGCAUCUCACGGUCACACCGGAGUCGGCCUUAGCAGAUGAACCGGUAAAGAUCAAAGCUUGGGGCCUUCCUCCACAUCAGAUUGUUACCAUUAGAGCAUGGCUGAAAGAUGACAAAGGAGAGAUGUUUUACUCCAGAGCUUUCUAUAGAAGUGAUGAUGAAGGAAAGGUGGAUCUUCAGCAAUCCCCAGCCACUGGUGGAGAUUUUCAUGGUGUUCAUCCAAUGGGACUUUUCUGGACUUUAAAGCCGGUUACUCCAUACUUCAGGUUGAUGAAGCGGGAUGUCAUGGGGAGUUCCUUUGUUAUUCACCUGGAACUCUACGGUCAUCUGGAACUUAAUGCUAUGCCAGAAUGUUCUCCUGAAGCUACUGCUUGUCUGAGAAGAUGGUUUGUGGCUCCUGGGGUCCAAAGAUUGCAAGUCCGAGAAGGGCGUCUUCGGGGAGCUCUCUUCAUUCCUCCAGGUGAGGGGCCAUUCCAAGGAGUCAUUGAUCUAUUCGGAGGUUCUGGCGGCCUCGUAGAAUUUCGAAGCAGCCUCCUGGCUAGUCGUGGCUUUGCCACACUUGCUUUGGCUUAUUUUGCUUAUGAUGAUUUGCCAACGACCUUGGACUAUCUGGAUCUAAAAUAUUUUGAAGAAGCUGCUCAGUUUCUAAUCAGUCAUCCAAAAGUGUGCGGAAGUGGAGUUGGAGUCAUAGGUGUGAGCAAAGGAGCUGAGAUGGCUCUAGCCAUGGCGUCUUAUUUACCACAGAUUGCUGCUACAAUCUGCAUCAAUGGAACCGUGGUGAUUACCAGCAAUGCUGUCAGUUAUGGGGAUCUUAUCCUGCCUGGAAUUCCCUGGCAAAAGGAGAGGAUGCUUUUUACAUAUACUGAAGUUUAUGAAAUGUUUUGCAUACAAGAAGACCCAACAAAACCAGAAAUCCAGGACUGUGUACUUCCAGUGGAAAAUGCCAAAGGUCCCAUCCUCUUCCUGGUGGGAGAAAAGGAUAAGAGCUAUGACAGCUUACAUUUUGCUAGGGCAUCAUUAGCCAGAGCAAAAAAGUGCGGCAAGAUGGAUGUGUACAUAGAGAGUUAUGCCGGAGCUGGACACCUCAUAGAACCUCCGUGUUCUCCUUUCUGCCCUGUAUCAAGAAUACGUAUGUUUCCAGUUCCUGUACUGUGGGGAGGGGAGCUUGUGCCACACUGCCAGGCUCAGGAAAUCAGCUGGCCAUUAAUACAGGACUUCUUGCGCAAAAAUAUUCCAUGUUCUGAGAAGAAUAAAUUGUAAGAAAUAAUUGGUCAAAAAGAAUAAAUAA
This is a messenger RNA of Rana temporaria (common frog), 1547 nucleotides long. RefSeq names its product acyl-coenzyme A amino acid N-acyltransferase 1-like. The coding region runs from base 146 to 1519 and encodes 457 amino acids. Lineage: Eukaryota; Metazoa; Chordata; Amphibia; Anura; Ranidae. Gene Ontology annotation, biological process: acyl-CoA metabolic process; fatty acid metabolic process. The transcript has 5 exons. The record is from RefSeq and is a predicted model, not a curated record. Gene Ontology annotation, molecular function: fatty acyl-CoA hydrolase activity.